UGUGCGGCGCUGCCCCCGCCGCCUCUCGCCCGUGUCGCCGAGCUAUUUAUUUAAAUCGCAGAUAAAGCGCCUCGCCGCCCGCCCUGCCGGGGACACGCAGUCCGGGCGCCCGGCGGGUGGGCAGGAAGGAGCCCAUGGCCGGGAGGGCAGCCCCGGCCCCCGGGGCUCUGCUCUGCGCCCUGCUCUGCGCGGCAGCGGCGGCAGCGGGGGGCGGCCCCGGGGACAACCCCGCUCCCGGCGCCUUCGGCCACGUCUACCGGGGCGCCGUGAACAUCAGCUCGGAGCGGGUCUACGCCUUCGCCUACCGCAGCGAGCCCGGGCAGGUGGCUGCAGUGCGGGUGUAUGUGAACAGCAGCUCCGAAAACCUCCAGUACCCCGUCCUGUUUGUAGUCCGCCAGCAGAAGGGAGUGCUGUCGUGGCAGGUUCCACUGAUUUUUCGAGGCCUCUAUCAGAGGACCUACAAUUACCAAGAAGUGAGUCGGACCCUGUGUCCCUCUGAGCCAACACCUGAAACAAGACCCUCUGACCAGAUUAUAUUUGUGGAUGUCGCUUCCAUGGCACCGUUCAAUAUUGCAUAUGAGCUCCUAGUCACCAGGCUGGAGAACUUCCAACUUGAGACCAACAAAGCCUUUAACUUCACUGCCAGCCCUUCCCAGCCCCAGUAUUUUCUGUACAAAUUUCCUCAGGAUGUUGAUUCAGUCAUUAUAAAUGUGGUGUCUGAUGCAGCCUACCCAUGCUCAGUUGUCUCUGUCCAGGAUAUUGUGUGCCCAGUGUAUGACCUGGACCAUAACGUGGAGUUCAAUGGAGUUUAUCAGUCUAUGACAAAGCAGGCAGCCAUAACAGUGCAGAGAAAAGAUUUCCCAGGUGAGCAGUUCUUUGUUGUGUUCGUCAUCAAGCCAGAGGAUUAUGCCUGUGGGGGUUCUGUGCCUUCUUCAAUUCAUGGGAAUGUCAACCGUACCUGGAACCUGCAGCGGACAAAGAACCUUCAAGUGACAAUUGUGCCCUCCAUUAAAAAGUCUGUUUAUGUCCAGGCCAUGUUCUUCAGCUUCCUGAGUUUCCUCUCCUUUUACCUGGGCUCAGUGGUUGUUGCUUUUGUGCACUACAUUAGGGUUCAGAGGAAAGCUUCAGCUGGGAGAUUGAGCCCUGAGCAUGGAUCUGGGAUGAUGACUUCUUCACAGCCCAUCUCAGCCAGCACUCCUGAGGGAAGCAGCUAUGGUGCUAUUGACGAGUCCAGCUCCAGCGGCGGACGUCAGCUGUCCUCCCCGGAGCGCAGGCCCCCGGCUGGCUCGGACACAGACAGCUCCGUGGAGGAGGAGAGUGACUUCGACACCAUGCCAGAAAUUGAGAGCGAUAAGAACAUCAUCCGCACCAAGGUGUUCCUCUAUCUAUCAGACUUGUCCAGGAAAGACAGAAGAAUUGUCAGCAAAAAAUACAAAAUCUAUUUCUGGAACAUCAUCACCAUUGCAGUGUUCUAUGCCCUGCCGGUCAUCCAGCUCGUCAUCACUUACCAGACGGUAGUAAAUGUGACUGGCAAUCAGGACAUCUGCUACUACAACUUCCUGUGUGCUCAUCCCCUUGGGGUGCUGAGUGCCUUCAACAACAUCCUCAGCAAUGUGGGCCACAUGAUGCUGGGCUUUCUCUUCCUCCUCAUUGUGUUGCGCAGGGACAUCCUCCACCGUCGGGCCAUGGAGAUGAAAGAUAUCUACACCCUGGACUAUGGGAUCCCAAAGCACUUUGGUCUCUUUUAUGCUAUGGGCAUUGCUCUGAUGAUGGAAGGGGUGCUCAGUGCCUGUUACCAUGUCUGCCCUAAUUACUCCAAUUUCCAGUUUGACACCUCCUUCAUGUACAUGAUCGCAGGACUGUGCAUGCUCAAGCUCUACCAGACCCGGCACCCAGACAUCAAUGCCAGUGCCUACUCCGCCUAUGCCUCGUUUGCUGUGGUGAUCUCCCUGGCUGUCCUUGGAGUGGUGUUUGGGAAAAAUGACAUGUGGUUCUGGGUUAUUUUCUCACUGAUCCACAUUUUGGCCUCACUGGCUCUCAGCACCCAGAUCUACUACAUGGGUCGCUUCAAGAUCGAUGACCCUGACUCAGACAUGGGCAUAUUUCGGCGAGCAGUGAUGGUGCUGUACACGGACUGUAUCCAGCAGUGCAGUCGACCAAUGUACAUGGACAGGAUGGUGCUGCUCAUUGUUGGGAACCUGGUCAACUGGUCCUUUGCUGUCUUUGGGCUGGUGUAUCGGCCCAGAGACUUCGCCUCCUACAUACUGGGAAUCUUCAUCUGUAACCUGCUGCUGUAUCUGGCCUUCUACAUCAUCAUGAAGCUCCGCAGCUCUGAGAAGCUCCUGCCCAUCCCCCUGUUCUGCAUCGUGGCCACAGCAGUGGUGUGGGCAGCUGCCCUCUACUUCUUCUUCCAGACCCUCAGCAGCUGGGAGGAGACUCCAGCAGAGUCCCGGGAAAAGAAUCGGCCAUGCAUCCUGCUGGGAUUCUUUGAUGACCACGAUGUCUGGCACUUCCUCUCUGCAGCUGCCUUGUUCUUCUCCUUUCUGGUCCUGCUGACCCUGGAUGAUGACCUGGAUACGGUGCGCAGGGACAAGAUCCCAGUGUUCUGAGUCCCCAGGGACGGGGCGCAGAGGUGUCCCAAACCGCUCAGCCAAAGGCACUGGGCCACCGGUGUCUGUGGAGAAUGAGCCUGCUGCCAUGGCCACCAGUGCAGUGGGAGCAGGGGAACGGGAUUCCCCAGCAGGCACGGAGGGGUGCUGUGGCAGUGAGGUGGGACCAGGAGGGAAGAUGAUGUUACUCCUUUCCUGCCGCAUCCUCUGGGGCAGGCUUGAUCCAGAGGCCAAGGCCAGUGCACAGCCCUCUGGCUUGUGGGUGCUGGAGCCAGUGAGAGGGGAGGAAACAGGAGGGAGGCAUGUCAGAGACCUUUGCUUCCCUUCCUCCCUGCUGAUGUGCUCCACUUCUCUCUGGUGAGCAGGCUUGAGAAGUGCCAUGCAAACCUUCCUGCACAGGGAGCUAAUGUCUGCACCUGCAGUCUGCUGCCCUCAGAGUCCCUUCAGCAGCACAGGGAGAGCAUUUGGUUCCUGUACUGCAGCAGCCAGGGGAGAAAAGGAUUCCAAACUGAGGCGGCAGUGGGGGGACUGUGUUUUCUUUUUUCCUUUUUGUUGGAGAGACUCCUUUGGUAGCUGGUGGAGAGCCACGGUACCAAGGCUGCAGUGUUGGUCAGCGGUGGUGAACUAGAGCUGCCUGGGAGGGCUCUGCCAGACUCAGAGCCUCCUACCUUGCUGUCUUGCAGUCUCCCUGUCACUCUGUUGGACAGCCACACUCCUCUGGCAGCUCCUGCUGGCCCUUGGCAGCGCUCUGGUCUCUGUCACGGCACCACAAGUGCUCUCCUCAAGUGACCCUGAGAGAGAGCGCACAGCAAAGCCACAGCCUUGUGUGGUGGCCCUUGGCUCCUGCUGGAUGCCUUGCCAAAGGGGCAGGGUGGAACAGGGAGGUUUGCCAGCAGCCUCAGACUUUCUCCUCUCAUGAGCUUGCCUUGGACAGCCUUGGCAAAGUAGGUUCUCUUAUGGACUGGGAGGAUGAAGGAGAUUUUGGGGCAAUUGGUGUUGAGCUCUUUAGCUAAAGAUGUGGACCAAAUUUUCUUCUCCAACUUGUCUGAAUUGGAAAUGAGUUUUUUAAUGGCUUCUGCAUUAUUUUCAGUUUCUUAGUUAUUUAAAAAAAAAAAAACAAGAAUAAGGUGUGAAUUAUUUCAGGCCUUGCAUCUAAAAUGGGACCUAUUUUGCUAAUUUGCAAUUAAAAAGUGUUCUUUGAGGCCUGCUGUCCUUAUUCUUGUCUGCCUGAGCAUUUUUACUUUGGUGUAUGCAUGUAGCCAGUGAUGCAAAGGUUUCGUUCCUUUUCUGCUCACUAAAGCAGGUGACUCUGGUGAUGUUUUACUCCAAGAGUCUGUAUCUCCUUGAAGAGUUUUGCACCAGCUGGUUUUUAUUUUUUCUAAGCUGGAGUUUGUCGAGAUGGUCAAUAAAAUGGAUGUUUAUGGUUCCCUGCUCUGCAGGUUGAUCUGAAUUCUUCUUGCUCCUGCUCUCAGCAGCAGCAGGGACAGCAGUCAGGGCAGAGGGGUGCCCAGUGGUGUCACACAGCUGCUGCCACCCUUGGGACUGUCACAGGUGUUUCUGGAGCAUAGGUGUGGAUGACCUGCUUGUUCUCUUAACCAAAUUGCCUUUGUGAGGCUACAUAGAUUAAAGAACACUCUUAUUUGUCACUGUAGUCCCUUGGGCAGGGUGAGGAGGAAUGACACAAGAGGCUGCCAGCCUUUAUCUUCCCAAGCAGAGCUGUGCCAGACUGAAGGAGGACCUCUGUGCCCCCAGAUUUGUCCAGUUCUGGGGACACAUUUUUAUAAAAUAUACUUUCUCCCUGUGUUUUCAUAAUCUGUAGUUUCAGACUAUGUUCCAAGCUUGUAUUUGUUUCUAGACAGGAAGCUGGUUAUCUUCUCUAAAUUGAAAUGUGAGGAAAAAAUAAUGUUGAACAGCAGUUGGAAGGCUCGACGUAGGAGGUAGAACAGCAUAUGGGCUUGCUGUGCUGAGCAGAGAUGAGCACAGCAUGGAAUGGUAAGGUGGUAGCAGGGAGGGAGAGGGAGGCUGGGGAACAGCACAGAACAAAUAGAAAACCAUGACAGAAUUCAAUUAAAUACAAGAAAAGGCACCUCAGGCCUGAGAGAUGGGAGGAAGGCUUGGAAUUGUCUGCCUGCUGCUUCUGUGCUUCCAGCUUGCUGCAUCAGUUUUUAAAAUUUCCUCUUAGCUUUGCCCUGUUUGCUGGGCUCUGUUGGUGCUUCAGCUCUCCCACCUGAUGGCCACCUGACCCCUUGAUGGCUGUGGCUGCUGGGGGGUCUGGCUAGGCACUUGGGCACUCUGUGCUCCCAGGUGUCCUAGGCAUGCUUGGCUCUGCAGCCCUUGCCCCAGAAAUGCAGCUUUCCUUGAGUGCUGCUGUCCUUCUUGGGCCACUGCCCUUGGGCAGGAAGAACAGCUUGCUGGUAUGUGGGGGACCCUCAUUCCCUCAUUUGCAGGAGUCAUGCUGUUGUUUCCUCACCUUGCCCUGCUCACAGAGGGAGACAGAUGUGUAGGGUAAAAGCAGAGAAGCACUGUGGAAUUGUGUUGAGAGGUGAGGAGGCCUUUUUGCUGCCCAUGGGCUGAUAGUGGAGUCCCUGCUUCCCCCUGUUGUGCCCAUGCUUGAGAUAAGCUGCUGUUACAGCUCGUGAAAGGGAAAUAACAGUGCCACAGGCAGGGACCCCUCCUACUUAGAACAAGUUGCUCAAACGCCCAUCCAACCAGGCCUAUCUAAAGAUGGUGCAUCCACCACCUCUCUGGAAAAUCUGUCCUAGUAUUUUACCACUCCCAUUGUAAAAAACUUCUUCCUUACAUCCCAUAUAUUCCCUGUUUUCUCAGGAAAUGUAGGUAAAAUUGUUCUGCCCAGUACAACUGAAAGGAGAAGGAAACAGCUUCUGUACAAUACUGACAUCCCCUCACAGGUUAGGAAAAGUACCCAGGGUCAUGAGAGCUGUUACAACUCCCCCUGGAGCCCCUGGACUGGCAGAAGAGCAGCCAAGGCAGGGGGAAAACAUUGCAGUGUGAAAGAGGAAGGCAGCUCCCUCGUGUCCUGUUUCCCCUCCCCUCUAUGACUGAACUGUACACUGGCUGUCACUGAAGGAACAAAAGUCCUUCUGUCUUAAUACUAAACUUCAGACUUAUUUUAAAUUAAGACCAUCCCUAAAGGCAACUUCCAUGCUUGCAAGAAUUUUGAGGUUUACAAGCCAGGUUUUCUGGAGUCCCUGAAAAGAAUUGUUUCCUAGUAAUUCUGUCAACUUCAGUAUUGUGCAAUCUCCCAAAAAACCCUUUACUUACCUUGCAGGGUCUCUGUACUGCUCUCAUCCAAACUGCAUCCUUUAGAUUCAAACUGUGACAAAACAACUGUCUUACACCACUUCCAAAGCAAUGCAAGGGGACUGUGAUGAGAAGCAUUUUAUAAAAUGAAGUUGUAUCUCAACAGUGAUCACUGUCACCGGGGCAAGAACAGCACCUGCCAUGUAUUUUUUAGAUACUACACAAUCAGUAUUUAUUUAUUGUGAAUUAAGUAGAUUGUAUGUCAACUAAUAUGGUGCAUUACUCUGGUAUAUGCAGAGAAUGUACAUCAGUGGAAAAUUCUGACUGUAAAUUCCCAGUCUCAAAGCAAAACUUUUAUUUUUACCUCUACUUUAGAGUGAAUGGCAUAGCUUUAUAUGGGGAAAGAAAGAACAGAACAUUCAAAGAGUGUUUUUCUCUUUUUUUAAUAAAAUACUAUCAUGUUCAUAUCUAUACAAAUAAUUAUUACAACUAUUAAACAAAGUAUUACAUUUAACAAUAGAAAUCUCAGAACUCUGAACAAGAUCAUGGUUUGGGAUAUUUACACCUGAAUGCAACACAUUUGUAAAAAGAUGUCAAAAUAAACAGAGCAAGAUCUUA
Vidua chalybeata is the source of this 6488-nucleotide messenger RNA. It is a transcript of the gene SIDT1, whose product is annotated as SID1 transmembrane family member 1. Gene Ontology annotation, cellular component: membrane. The coding region runs from base 135 to 2609 and encodes 824 amino acids. The transcript has 26 exons. Lineage: Eukaryota; Metazoa; Chordata; Aves; Passeriformes; Viduidae. The record is from RefSeq and is a predicted model, not a curated record.